Molecule: messenger RNA, 12191 nt
Organism: Mytilus californianus (California mussel)
Lineage: Eukaryota; Metazoa; Mollusca; Bivalvia; Mytilida; Mytilidae
Product: interleukin-17 receptor D-like
Exons: 7
Coding region: 1218-2993 (591 amino acids)
Molecular function (GO): interleukin-17 receptor activity
Source: RefSeq, a predicted model, not a curated record
UGAAACAGCAUAGUGUAUUGCUCAAAAGCAAAAAAUUGAAUAUAAAUUCAAAUCAUAUAACCAAUUCUAAGUUCUUUGACUACAGUUAUUCUGAUUUUUACAGAUUUGCACGAAUUACUAUGAGAAAAAGGAGCUUAUCUUUUACUGAUCUGUGAUGACAAUGUUACAGGUUGACAAAUGUUAAAUGCUUGAAAAAAAGCUUAAUGCAUCAGUAUUCCACCUGGUCUCAUUUCCUGUGAAAAUGCAGAUUUCUGAAAUUUGCUUUCUAACUGCAUUUUGAGGUACAUGUAAACAUGUCUGUCACACAUAUGGUUCAAUUGACCUUCAUCUAAUUCCAAGGUAUACUGAUCAAUGUUAAAUUUUCGUGAUUUCAUCCAUUUCUCAGAUGCUUAAAGCAAUAGAAUGAUUGUUAGGUGUACAUGUCCAUCUUAUGGGGUUCAUCUGACCUUGAUCUCAUUUUCAUGGUUCAUUGAAAUUGGUCAAUGUUAAGUUUUUGUGAGUUGGACUGUUUCUGAUGUGCAAUGCACAUGUACAUUUAUACUAAAAGUAAUAGGUUAUCUUUAUUACAGUAUAGGUGUAUGGAAUGAGACCUUGAUCUUAUAAAGGUUUUCAACGCAAAAUUGAAACAUACAUGUAAUCAAUUAGGCAGGCAAGACAAUUCUGCUUUUGCUCUCUUGUUUAAAGUCUGCUUCUACAUGCUACUUCUAUUUUAAUUUUGGAUUAAAUUUGAGUUAAGGUUGACAACUAUUUACUUACAUUUAAUAUUCUACCUUGAAAAUGGUUGAUUAGCCCAAUUAUGUUUAUAUUGCAUAAAUGUACAAACACUUACUAGGUUAUUAUUAUAUAUAUACAUUGUAUUGUAUUUGUACAGGGGAUUUAAUACUAAAUUACAUACAUUGUAUAUCAUUUACACUGUACAGUCACUUAAACAUUAUUUAUUUUUAAAUGUUUUGGAUAUUUAUAUAUCUGAUACCAGUUUUAUAUUAUAUUUGAGCUAGGGAAUAUUCUGAAGUUCAUUUGUACUCCAUGUCAAUUGAUUUGAUACACUUUUAUUGCUUCCUUGAUGGAAGAAGGAAGUAAAAUAUACAUUUGUAUUCUUUGUUAACAGGUGAAACUGAAAAGAAAAUAGAAUGUGUUCCAAAGCAACAACAGGGUGUGUUUCUACACAGAAUUUCACCAAAGAGGAACAUAUCUCCUAGCAGAAUCUCAAAUAAGAGAUGGGAGAUUCAGAAUUAACAACUCACACCAGUAUUAAACCUGAUGGUGGAGGAUCAGGGUCAGAUGGAGUAUUAAUGAAACCACGAGAUAACACAGAAUUUGAGCAGUCCUUACAGAUUGUACUUGGCACAGUAUGUGGUGUGUUUGGUCUCCUUGGUUUGAUACUAGUGCUGUCCUUCUUGUACAAAUUUUAUAAAAGAAGACGAUCUCCUCAACAUACUAGAGGACAAAGAGAUUCUGAUUUCAACAGUUCAAUAUCUAUUGAUUUAGAACAAAAGCAAGUACCUACCGUGUUAAUACUAUACUCCAGUGAUUGUUCAGCUCAUGAGAAAGUGGUCUCAUCUUUUGCUGGGUUCCUAAUAGAAGCUUGUCAUUGUAAUGUUCACUUAGACAUUUUUGAAGAUCAACUCAUAUAUGAGAGGGGGCUUGAUGAAUGGUUGGUAGAAAAACUUCAGGAAGCUGAUUUUAUUAUUGUUAUGUGUUCUGUUGGUGCUAGAUUACGUUGUACAAAAAAGCGAGCCAGAUUUAAAUUUGAUCCAAACAGAACGAUUCCAGAUUAUUUUGCAAUAGCAGUGGAUUACGUUGCAGAGAAAAUGAGAGUGGAAAGGUCAAAAGGAUUACCAAUGUCUAGAUUUAUUGUAGCUUACAUGGAAUAUUCUUCUGCUAGUGAUAUUCCCCAUCAACUGGAUACUGGUGUUAAAUUCAAUUUAAUGAAAGAUAUGAAUGCGCUCUUUAAUCAUCUUCAUGGUUUUCCGUCUGACAUGAACAAAUUUGGUCCAGUUUGGCGAGAUACAGUUGAACAGAAUUGUGAUUUUUCAGAAUUAACCACAGAACUAAACUUGUCAUUAGAAUCAGCCAAAGAAUAUUUUAAAGCAAACCCUAAUUGGAUAGAGGACAGCAUGGAAUAUAUGCCUGCUCCAUCAAAAUCAAAAUCUAGACAUGUCAGAAAAAGUUCAUUAGAACCGUUAUUGAAGGAAAGUCAAAUGAACCUACCAUUUGACAACUCUGGAAAAAUUGACACUUUGGUUGACAUUCACAAUCAAACACUACCUCGAACUCUGAAACAGGAGGAUCUCAAUAUGGUCCCACUGUAUCAACGCCAAAAUUCCUUGCCGUCGUCACUCAGCAGUCAUCAGACCAACUCCUCUCCAACCCCGCCAACAAACACAUCAAAAAGUUUUGAAAAUUUCCAGACUACUACUAGAUACCAAGAUAUUGACUUUCAACCAUGUAUGUUUUGUGGUCUGGAGGAGCAUGUAGACAGGAGAUCGCCGUGUAAGGGGAGAAAACUUGUCCAUAGUCAGAUUGAAGAUACUGAACAAGAGGACAUAGAUUUAUCUUCAGGAAAGUUAAAAAGUAAAUCAAUGCCAACAAUAUGUCCUAACUUAUCAUCAAGCUCACACACAGUUUUACAUGCAGACGUGCACAAAGAAUGGGGAUUUCAUGAUUGUCAUCUCUCUGUUAGCUCUGAGUCCACUUCUGAUAAGGACAUUGCUUUAGAUGAUUUAGAAAAAGACCUUCAGUCCAUUAGAAUGUUAGCAAGCUAUGAUGCUUUAAAAGAUUUUCCUAAAGAACAAAAGACUUUCCCAAAGGCCUUGUCUGUAAAGGUAGAUAUUUUUGGGACUAAUCCUAGAAGUGAACUUAUUGACAUAUCUCCACAAACAGCAGUGGUAUCUCUACAGAACAAAUCUUACAUUGGAAACAUCAGUUUCCACAACUCAUUAAAUGAAAAUCAGGAUGAUCAGGUCAUUCAACUUCAAGAUAUUAGAUUAUAAAAUUGUUAAUUUUCUUUUUUAUUGUGUGUGUCCUAUUUUGUAGAAAUCAUUUUUUACUACUGAUUUGUUUAGUUUAUAUACUACUUUAUUGUGAGAGCAUAUAUAUAUUUGUAUAUAUAUACGAAAUGGCUGUGAAAUAGCACAUCUGUAAUAUAAAUGAACAGUGACUUAAUCUGUCUCCUUUAUAUAAAAUAAUUUUCAUGUAUAUGAAAAAAAUAGAAAGUAAUCAUUUAUGAAACUUUCAUUUUGGAAUUGAUUGAAUAUAUUUGAUAAAAGUGAAUUUAUGUUUAAGGUCCAUCAUUAGAUUGGUAGGGAACUUGUUUGGUUGUACUUAGUAACAAUGGGAUGGGAUGGGGAUGGGGAGGGUUGUGGGUUGUUUCUAUCAAUCAUAGAUUGUUUACAGUUGUCCCUAUGUAAUCAGAAUUGUCAAUUGACUCUUAACUAUUUGUUCCUGCUUACCAGAAAGUGCCUGCUAUGAUAUUGUUAUCAAAUAAGUUCAAUAUUCGGGAUUGGUUCAAAUAAUUAUGAUAAUCUUCAAAUUAAUUGGCAUGUAAAUAAUGUUAUUUAAUUCUUUUGAGGAUCUCACCUUGGUAUUUUAACCAGGUUUGAAACCCGUUGGAAUUUGAAAAUGGUUGUCUUUGUGAAAGAGUUCAAUUUUUUUCAUCAGAUUUCUAAUUAAUUUAGUGCUUUCCUUGCUUUACUUCAUAGUCUAACACACACACACACACACACAUACAUGCACAUAAGAUCUAAGAAAUGUUAUUAUAUAACAUUUUAUAUAUAGAUGGAUGCUGGUCAUUCGUAGUAAAUACCAAAUAGAAUUCCUGAUAUAACCAGAAUUUUUUGCUUUUCUUUCAAGGUUAAAGGCUGUUCUAGGAAAAAAGGUCAACAAUAAUGUCUUUUGAUAAUCAAUACUUUAUUGUGAAUAUGAUGAUUGAUAAGAAAAAAGUCCUUUUUAUUUGUGGUUUACCAGUUUUUGUAAUUUCAUAUGAGUCUGGUAAGCAUUUGAAUAAAUGUAUUCAAUGAAAAUUAUUAUUUUGCUCAAAUUUUACAGCCAAUUUCAAUGAGUGUGUAGGAAAAGGUAAUAUCUUUUGGUUAGCUUGCUUGCUAGCUGAACAGUGAAGUCAUUUUUAGGUUAGGUAAACUACCCUCCUUUUUGAGUAGACUAGUCCGACAGACAGAUAGAAUUGGUUACCUGUGGGACUAGUCUACUCAUACAGGAGGGUAGUUUACCUAACCUAAUAAUGACUUCACAGUUCAGCUAGCAAGCAAGCUAACCAAAGAUAUUACCUUUUCCUACACUCAUUGAAAUUGGCUGUAAAGGUUAAAAUCUUGAAGCAACACAUUUAUUUUUCAUGAUUAUCGAGGAUUGGACAAAACAUAUAUUUAAUGGAACAUGUACAUGUAGGUAGUUGAUCAUUGAAGCAAGAUGAUAUUCCUGUUUGUAUUUAUGUUCCUUAAGAGAUUAUAAUAAAAUUUUUCACUCUGUCCAGUUAAACUUGUUCAUCGCAACAUACAGCUGUAUAAGAUCUGAAAUUCCCCCAAACUACAUUUGGAAAUAUUUUGCAAUUUAGCUGACAAUUUUUUUUAUAGUCUAUUUUAAAAAAUAUUGUAGCUAUUAUAGGGAAAGAUUUGAUUGAAGGCUAAAAGUGCAUCUGAAUAUGACACCCUGGGAUGUUUUCAGAUCUUACAUCUAACAAACAAGCCUUAACAGAGCAGAGUGAAAGGUCUGAUUUUAAUCAGAUUGAACUUGUAACUACAUGCUAUUGUUAAUUGGUAAAGUCACAGAAUAAAUAAUUCUGUAAUUUUCUGUGCACAUAUUUUUAUGCCCCCCGCCGAAGCAGGGGGGCAUUAAGUUUUACCCUUAUCGGUCUGUCCGUACGUCCCAAAAUUGGUUUCCAUUCUCUAACUUAAGUUUGCCUCAACCAAAUGUUAUCAAACUUAUACACAAUGCUUAUUACCACAAAACACAGAUCAAGUCUGAUUUUGGUGGCGUCACUUUAACCGUUCUAGAGUUAUGCCCCUUUAUAAAUGAAAAAAUUGCAAAAUUUUUCAUUUCUGUUCUCUAACUUAAGUUUGCCUCAACCAAAUGUUGUGAAACUUAAACACAAUGCUUAUAACCACAAUACACAGAUCAAGUUUGAAUUUUGUUGAAUUUUUCUAAAAAUAUCAAUGAUGUCAUUGUUCAAGUAAUUUUUAAAAUUGGAGUUAUCUUCCUUUGUCCAUGAUUAUAGUUGAAUCAAAUACAAUCAAUGCUUUAUACAAUGCAAUGUUUAAUUUUGCCUUCCACUGAUAAAACACAGAUCAAGUUGAAUUUGGGUGGUGUCACUUUAACCAUUAUUAAGUUAUGCCCCUUUAUGAAUUGAAAAAUUGAAAAAAUUUUAGUUUCCGUUCUGUAACUUAAGUUUGCCCCAACCAAACAUGAAACCUAUACACAAUACUUAUUACCACAAAACUAAGAUCAAGUACAAAUUUGGGUAGCGUCACUUUUAUUGUUCUUGAGUUAUGUCCCUUUAUAAUGUUGUAUGCAAGCGGGGGCAUCAUCUGUGUCCAUGGGGACACAUUCUCCAUUUAUGUUGUAAUUAAUUACCAUUUUAUUUUAUAACAGUAGAUUUAAAUUUCGUUCAACUUGGGUUUUUUUUUAAUAUCUCAAACCACAAAAAUGGGUAAGUCAAAUAAAUGAAUUAAAAAAAAAAAAAACAUACACAAAUUAUCUCAUAUUUGUUCUUGAUACUUCAUAUUUAAACAUGAAAUAUUAUUUUGUUAGAAUAUUGUCAUACAGAAAAAACAAUGAAUACACCACAUUUUAUAUUUUUACUGACUAACAUAAAAUAUGCUGUUUUAACAUGAAAUAUGUAUAUUCAUGUAGAUAAAAACAAAAUUGUUAAGACGGUUUGGUCUUAUCUUUGACACAUUUCAACCAACAGCUUUCAUUUGAAAAGCAGACUUGUAUGACUUAAUUUGUGCAUAAUACUGGCAUUUCCUUUUUGGUUUUCCAUCAACCUCCACAAGAAGUUAAAAAAAAGUAAAUUUUUACACCUAGUCUGACAUAUUUUUGUUUACCUUUUUUCUCUUCCAGAGUAGCCCUUCAAACUUAUAUUGUGUAAUUGUAUUAUAUAUAUGUAUAUGUGAUAUUAUUGUUACUAUAGUAGCAUAAUAAUAAUUUAUAUUUGUAUGAUAUUUAAUUUGUGUAUGAUAUUUAAAUUCAGAAAAAUUGAAUCAAAAGAGUGAGAGAGAGAUAGAUAAAACAAUGUAUUUAUUUAAAGUUAAUACAUAGUGAUAAGAAACUAUGUUUUUGGACUGAAAAAUCAAGAAUGCACCUCAUUAUAUGUUUACUCCCAUUUUGAAAAAAAAGAUAGUGGCAAAAUUAGCAAUAACUUAUAUAUACAACCAUUUGGUUAAAUGUAUCUAAAUAUCUCAAGUAUACUUUGAUAUCCGAUCCAGGGCUUUAUAAUCUCAUAUAAAUUUAAUCAGAGAAAAAGAUAUACAUGUAUACGAUUUAGAAGCUUCUGACACUUGAAAAAAAUAGCAAGAUGUGUUUAUCAUCACCAUGUAUACACAAUUUUUCUAACAAAUUUCUUUUUAAGUUACCAUUAUCUAUUUGACUUCUUUUCAUUUCAACCUCUAGUUAUAGUAACCAAAUUGUCUAAAUAUAACUCUAAUAAUAAUAUCAAUACAAUAACAUGAUCCACACGUUGUUCUUAAUAGUUAUUUUUUAUUGAAAAUUGGUUAAAAUGCCUAUACAUGUAUAUCACUUUCAACUCUUAAUGUUUCGCAUGGACAACAGCCCGUUUCUCUGGUAUAGAACCAGUCUACAAUUAGCGAAGGGAAACAAUCAGUGUUAAAAGUGUGUAAUUGGCAAAUGGACUAUUAUUAAGACAUUUAAAAAAAAAUUUAAGGUAAAAGAUUGUGCUGGUAAUCUCUUUGAAUGUGGUGAAAUAUAGAGUAUACAUGUAUGGUUUAUUAAUUAAUAGUUAGACAACAGAAUGGUCAUGUUUAGAUUUAACAAAUGUUAUCAUUAAUUUGCUAAGUUUCAUAAUUAAAAAGGAGUCCAUGUAAAGUUAAGUCUCUGGUUCUCUCAAAAGAUUUUUAAUGAUCCAGUCAGACAUGGUCUUCUCUUUCAAUAAGCCAGGAGGUUAUUAAAUUAAAAUACAUGCAUUUCCAUGAGUUAAAUUAUUUUUAAUCUUAAGUAAAAUCCUUUUUGUCGAGCCUUCGACUUUUGUCGAAAAAGCGAGACAUAGCAAUCCUACAUUCCGUCGGCGUCGUCGUUGUCGUCGGCGGCGUCCACAAAUAUUCACUCUGUGGUUAAAGUUUUUGAAAUUUUAAUAACUUUCUUAAACUAUCCUGGAUUUCUACCAAACUUGGACAGAAGCUUGUUUAUGAUCAUAAGAUAGUAUCCAGAAGUAAAUUUUGUAAAAAAAAAUAUCCAUUUUUUCCGUAUUUUACUUAUAAAUGGACUUAGUUUUUCUGCCAGGAAACAUUACAUUCACUCUGUGGUUAAAGUUUUCAAAAUUUUAAUAACUUUCUUAAACUAUCCUGGAUUUCUACCAAACUUGGAAAGAAGCUUGUUUAUGAUCAUAAGAUAGUAUCCAGAAGUAAAUUUUGUAAAAAAAAAAUUCCAUUUUUUCCGUAUUUUACUUAUUAAUGGACUUAGUUUUUCUGCCAGUUAACAUUACAUUCACUCUGUGGUUAAAGUUUUUAAAAUUUUAACAACUUUCUUAAACUAUCCUGGAUUUGUACCAAACUUGGACAGAAGCUUGUUUAUGAUCAUAAGAUAGUAUCCAGAAGUAAAAUUUGUGAAAAAAAUCCAUUUUUUCCUUAUUUAACUUAUAAAUGGACUUAGUUUUUCUGCCAGUUAACAUUACAUUCACUCUGUGGUUAAAGUUUUUGAAAUUUUAACAACUUUCUUAAACUAUCCUGGAUUUGUACCAAACUUGGACAGAAGCUUGUUUAUGAUCAUAAGAUAGUAUCCAGAAGUAAAAUUUGUAAAAAAAAUCCAUUUUUUCCUUAUUUAACUUAUAAAUGGACUUAGUUUUUCUGCCAGUUUACAUUACAUUCACUCUGUGGUUAAAUUUUUUUUUAAAUUUUAACAACUUUCUUAAACUAUCCUGGAUUUGUACCAAACUUGGACUGAAGCUUGUUUAUGAUUAAAAGCUAGUAUCUAGAAGGAAAAUUUGUUAAAAUUUUGUUCCUCUUUUUCCGUUUUUUACUUAUAAAUGGACUUUGUUUUUCUUCCAGUUAACAUUACAUACAGUCUGCAGUUUAAGUUUUUAUACGACCGCAAAAAAAUUUUGUGGUCGUAUAUUGGUAUGACGUUGGCGUCGUCGUCGUCGUCGUCCGGCGUCGUCGUCCGAAUACAUAUUGGUUUUCGCCCUCUAACUUUAGUUUAAGUGAAUGGAUCUUUUUGAAAUUUGACCAUAAGGUUAAAUACCACAAAAGGAAGGUUGGGAUUGAUUUUGGGGGUUAUGGUACCAACAGUUAAGGAAUUAGGGGCCAAAAAGGGGCCAAAAAUGAGCAUUUUCUAGUUUCCAGACAAUAACUGUGGAACGGUGUAUGGAUCUCUCUGAAAUUAUACUACAAGUUUCCAUACCACAAAGGGAUGGUUAGGAUUUGCUUUGGGGGGUUAUGGCUCAAACCGUUUAGGAAUUAGGGGCAAAAAAGGGGGAAAAACAAGGUUGUCCUGGUUAAUGGACAAAUACUUUAGUACAAAACAUAAUUUAAAGCAGUGUAAGGGAGAUAAAUCAAAUACAUCAUUGAAAUUAUCUCCCUUACACUGCUUUUAAAUUAUGUAUAAAGUAAUGGUUAAUGAACAAUAAAGAUAAUCUAAAACAGUGUAAGGGAGGUAAUCCAAAUACAACGUUUUGGUUACUUCCCUUACACUGCUUUUAAAUUAUGUUUAAAGAAAUGCAUAUUUAUAAAGGAAGACCAGUAAAAAUAUCUGCAAAUGUUUUCAUCUUUUUUUUUUACAAAAAAAUCCAUAUGAAAGAUUUGACACUAUAUUUUUAUUAAUUCUAUUAUAAAAUAGAUUAAGUUAGCACUAUGGUAAAUUUAAAUGGGUAAUUAUGGUUGCCAACUCCAUUGGAAAUUUGAAUUGAGAUUAUGACCAUAUCUUGAGGGAAAGAAUUUUUUUGGGGGAAAAGGGGGGGGGGAUAAAAAGAAAUUGUGGGGGGCCAAUUUUUUCUCAUUUCAGAUUUCAGAAAUUAAAAAGAAUUAUUCUUCAAAUAUUAUUUUUUUUUCAAAUUUCAAAUAUUGAAAAAUUUCAAGAAGUAAUCUUUAAUUGCACAGUAUGGCGCAUUAGAUUUGUAAAAUCUUUGAUCACAUUUAUUUAUUUGUUAUGCCGAAUCUAACAGUGUAUUUAGAUUUUUAAUUUUGGGUCCAGUUUUCAAAUUGGUCUACAUUAAUGUCCAAAGGGUCCAAAAUUAAACUUUGUUUGAUUUUAGCAAAAAUUGAAUAUAUGAGGUACUUUGAUAUGCUGAAUCUAAACAUGUAUUUAGAUUUUUGAUUUUUGGCCCAGUUUUCAAGUUGGUCCAAAUUGGGGUCCAAAAUUAAACUUUGUUUGAUUUCAACAAAAAUUGAAUAUAUGGGGUUCUUUGAUAUGCUGAAUCUAACCAUGUAUUUAGAUUUUUUAUUUGUGGACCCCGUUAUCUAAUUGGUUCAUAUUGAGGUCAAAAGGGUCCAAAAUUAAACUUUGUUUGAUUUCAUCAAAAAUUGAAUUAUUGGGGUUCUUUGAUAUUCCAAAUCUAACCGUGUAUUUAGGUUUUUAAUUUUGGGUCCUGUUUUUUAAAUUGGUCUACAUUGAGGUCCAAAGGGUCCAAAAUUAAACUUAGUUUGAUUUUGACAAAAAUUGAAUUCUUGGGGUUCUUUGAUUUGCUGAAUCUAAACAUGUGUUUAGAUUUUUGAUUAUGGGCCCAGUUUUCAAGUUGGUCCAAGAUAGGGUCCAGUAUUUAAACUUUGUUUGAUUUCAACAAAAAUUGAAUAUAUGGGGUUCUUUGAUAUGCUGAAUCUAAACAUGUAUUUAGAUUUUUGAUUAUGGGCCCAGUUUUCAAGUUGGUCCAAAUUGGGGUCCAAAAUUAAACUUUGUUUGAUUUCAACAAAAAUUGAAUAUAUGAGGUUCUUUGAUAUGCUGAAUCUAACCAUGUAUUUAGAUUUUUUAUUUGUAGGCCCCGCUAUCAAAUUGGUUCAUAUUGAGGUCAAAAGGGUCCAAAAUUAAACUUUGUUUGAUUUCAUCGAAAAUUGAAUUAGUGGGGUUCUUUGAUAUGCCAAAUCUAACCGUAUUUUUAAUUUGGGUCCCGUUUUUUAAAUUGGUCUUCAUUGAGGUCCAAAGGGUCCAAAAUUAAACUUAGUUUGAUUUUAACAAAAAUUGAAUUCUUGGGGUUCUUUGAUAUGCUGAAUCUAAACAUGUGUUUAGAUUUUUGAUUAUGGGCCCAGUUUUCAAGUUGGUCCAAGUUGGGGUCCAAAAUUAAACUUUUUUUGAUUUCAACAAAAAUUGAAUAUAUGGGGUUCUUUGAUAUGCUGAAUCUAACCAUGAAUUUAGAUUUUUUAUUUGUGGGCCCCGCUAUCAAAUUGGUUCAUAUUGAGGUCAAAAGGGUCCAAAAUUAAACUUUGUUUGAUUUCAUCAAAAAUUGAAUUAUUGGGGUUCUUUGAUAUUCCAAAUCUAACCGUGUAUUUAGAUUUUUAAUUUUAAGUCCCGUUUUUUAAAUUGGUCUACAUUAAGGUCCAAAGGGUCCAAAAUUAAACUUAGUUUGAUUUUAGCAAAAAUUGAAUUCUUGGGGUUCUUUGAUAUGCUGAAUCUAAACAUGUGUUUAGAUUUUUGAUUAUGGGCCCAGUUUUCAAGUUUGUCCAAGUUGGGGUCCAAAAUUAAAAUUUGUUUGAUUUUAACAAAAAUUGAAUAUAUGGGGUUCUUUGAUAUGAUGAAUCUAACCAUGUAUUUUGAUUUUGGACAUUGGACCAUAAUAGGUAAAUUAAAAAAAUUCAAGUUCUUAGACCACAUUCUUUCUGUGUCAGAAACAUAUGCUGUGUCAAAUAUUUAAUAACAAUCCAAAUUCAGAGCUGUAUCAAGCUUGAAUGUUGUGUCCAUACUUGCCCCAACUGUUCAGGGUUCGACCUCUGCGGUCGUAUCAAGCUGCGCCCCAGCGAAGCAUUUUAUUAAAACAUUUAUUAGAUUCAUAAACUAUCCUGGAUAUUUACCAAACUUGGACAGAAGCUACUUACAAUCAAAAGAUAGUAUAGAGAGGAAUAUUUUUAUUAAUUUUUUUCCUCAUUUUUGUUGAGCCUGCGAUUAACAGCAAAAGUAGGCGAGACACUGGGUUCCGUGGAACCCUUACGAAUUUUUUGGUUUGAUAAGAGAAAGAAUUUUGAAAUAGCUAAUUAUAACCCCAUUCUAGGAGUGGUGGUUUAUAUUUCAUUCAUUGUCAGUCUGUUUGUCCACCAAUAUUUCUGUCACACUUUUCUCAGGUACUACUGGACAGCAUGACUUCAUAUUUGGUCAGCAUUCUGACAGAGAUGAGUAUAAAAUUUCAGCAUUUUUCAGAUCUGUCAGACUCCAACUUCCUUUUUGCAGAUAUAUUGAAUGACCAUAAACUUUUACAUCACACAAUUCUCUAGUAAUUCCAAAAAGAAUUAAUUCUCUAGUACUCCCAAAAAGAAUUAAUUCUUUAGUACCUAAAAAGAAUGAAUUCUCUAGUACUCCCAAAAAAAGAAUUAAUUCUCUAGUACUCCCAAAAAGAAUUAAUUCUCUAGUACUCCCAAAAAGAAUGACUUCAUAUUUAGUCAUCAGCUUGACAGUGGUGAGUUGUAACAAAUGAACACUUUUCAGAUCUGUCAGACACACACUUCCUGUUUGCAGAUACUUUGUACUUUGAAUUUGUCACUGCUUAACAAAAUACAAUGACUGUUAAUGUUCCUUACUUGAGAUAACCUUUAAAUAUGAAAAUUGUGCCUACAUUCCAUAUUUUCUAAAUGAAAAAAGAUGCUAGAACAAAUCAUUGAUUUUUUUCUGGUUGAAAAAUUGAAAGGAGUAUGAUGUGUGUCCUUUGUCAUGUGAAAUGGGAAUAGCUGUCAUAAUCUGGCAAAGUGAAAAUGAUUGUCAAUUAAUUUACUAAUGGCCAUUGAAAGUGCGUAACAGUAGCAUAAUUAUACUGUAAUAAAAUAAUUUAUUUAUAAGAAUUGUGAAUUUAUCAUUAAAACAUAUCAUGUUUA